AUGGCAGCCGUAGUGUAUGGGAACAGUCCGCGGCACAGCAGUCGUCACCAUCAGGGUCAUCUGCUGUCUCAACACUCACCGUACCAUACGCAGUCAGCCAGUGCUGGCCAGCAUCACACACUGCCACCGCCGCCCGGUCACCAUCAUUCCCACCACUCGGUAUCGUCCGUGUCGCCACCAUCGCAGAUCAUCACACCGCCGACCUCGUACCUUUCCUCCGCCACCACCGCCAUCUCGUCGCAGCAGUCGUCGGGUGGUGGUCAGCAGCAAUCGCAACCACAGUACUAUCAUCAUCACCAUUCGCAGUCGGUAUCGUUGCCACCACAGCACUCACAGACGCUGAGCAGCUACCAUCAGCUGCGCAGUUCCAAGCGGAAGUCGGCGGUAGAGCUGCUGGCCGAAAGCAAACCGUUCUACGUGAAGUCGGAAACGGUGCUCGAUCGUCAGCAGCAGCUGCUGAACAAGCGCUCGAGUGGUGGAAGUGGCAGUGGAGGAGGUAGUGGUGGUAGCAGCGGAGGAGGAGGUGGUGGUGGACCAUCGCAGCAGAGCAGAACUGGUGUUGGAGAUGGAGUCGGUGGGAGUACCGGUACGCUGAGCGGUUCAUAUAUGGUAUCACCGUCGAGGACACUGCCAUCUUCCGCCGUGAGCCAGGCGCUCCAGCAACAAGUGCAGCAACAGCAACAACAGCAACAACAGCAGCAACAGCAACGACCAACAAACCGUCGGAGUGCCUCGUCCGGUUCCGAUCUGCUGCAGACCAAGCUACGCAAGCUGCUGAACGCUGCCGACAGCAAAGAGACAAUAAUGCCCCCGGUCGACGUGGGUCUGAUCAAUUCUAAAUAUGGCCAACCGCUGGAAACGAGCUAUAUCGGCACCGGGAUGGUCGGCGGUGGCGGCGGAAUUGCCGGCAGUCUGGAUGACAUCGGAUACAUUCAGCCGCCGAAAAACUACCAGCAGCAGCUGACCGUGCACCCGGAGCAACCGAGUGAUGUGUCCGUGUUCUUCCCAAGUGCGUUCUUAUCGCCACAGUCCUUACCGCCGCAUCCGGGCGGCGAUGACGAUCUCUAUCUGUACGGCGGACUCCACGACAGCCUGGUACUGACCGAUGAUUACCGUGCCAUUAGUCCGCCGGCUGAGUAUGCGGAACAGCAGCAACAGCAGCAGCAGCAGCAGCAACAUGGCGGUUCUCCUGAGAGCAAACAUCCUAUGGGAGGUGGCCACAGUCGCUACAACUACCAACGGUCGUACUCGCACUCUCAAGCCGUGGUGACCGGUUCCGGCCAUCAUCCGACCGAUGAAUCCGACUACUCACCGACACAGUCGUACAACAUCAACAGCCACAAGUCGCUGCCGGAUCUACACUCGCAAAGUAGUCGCCAUUCGCCACACUCGGAGGCACUGAGCUGCUGCAGUCGAGGCAAUCGGUCCAACCGUUCCGGUAGCUCCUUCAACAGGGAUUCGGGCGGUUCCUCGGGUCACUACACGCACCACAGCGAACCGUGCUGUAAGCAGCAGCAACAGCAGCACCAGCAGCACCCAUCAAACCACCACCAGCUGUCACACGUUCCGCACUCGCAAAUGUUGAUGCAACAUCAACAGCAGCAGCAACAACAGCAGCAGCAUCAUCCGCAGCACUACACGCAGCAUCACUCGCAGCAGCAACAGCACAACGCGCUGUCACAGGCAGGAGGACAGCCGGGUAACGAGUCAAUGAUGAUGCUGGGCGACUAUCGGCGUGACAGUGGCUCCUCGACCCAGCACAGUGGCAAUUCGUACUACGCCUACGGUAUUCCUCCGCUGCGCUACGACUGCAUCGAGUGUCGGGCGAAAAUACGCGAAGAGGCCGACUGUCUGCUGAACUUCACCACACCGGAGGUCCCGGAAGCGUUCCAGGAUGGGUACAGCGAGAAGCAACACCAGCUCCAGCAGCAGCAACAGCAGCAACACUCGCUGUCCAAGGGCCAGCACGCGAAGUACUACGACGAUCGUGGCAGGAAGUACUACAAGAACGUGCCAGGGCCUCCGAUGUCCCCAUUGUCGCCGGUGUCUCCACUCUCGCCACCAGAUCAGCCCCAGUCGCAGCUGGAUCUUAGUCCACCGCUCGGUACGUUCAAGCGGCAGAAGUGUUUGCGCUUCAAGAAUCGCAGCGGUCGCCAGUCGGCCGUCAGCAAUCCAUCACCGUCGUCUGGGGGCCGCUGUGGACCGAGUGGAGGACCAGGUUCGAGUGCUAGUGCUGGGGCUGCUGGAGGUGGCGGACAGCUCGACGACGAUCGGCGACCGAUAUUGCGCUCGAAGAGUGACAUCAGCGAUCGGUACUGGAAUCGCACCCAGCCGGAGCGUAGUCUCCCGGUGGCGGCGGACGUUCGCGAACACCGGGAGCGGCGAGCCGAUCGUGAACGAGAGCGAGAUCGAGACCGUGACCGGGAGCAGCUCGAGAAGCAGCGUUCGCGCUCGGACAGCCUAACGCAGCUGGAGCGGUUCUUCGAUCGGCUCGGGCUGGACGAGGAAACGUACGAUCGGUACAUCGCACCGAAGAGUUCGCUGCAAAGGCGUUCGUCCGGUUCGUAUCACCAUCAUUCACACCACAGCAAUUCCGCAUCUUCCGACAUUCAUCGCCUUUCGGACGACUGCUCAGCUGGUGGUGGAAGUGGUGGUGGCGGUGGUGGAGAUUCCGAUGAGUCCAGCGCUGUCUUCUUCUCCGACGUGUCCACCAUCGACUCUACCAAGCUGCCGGAUAGUACGGAAACGGCUAAUGGACAGGCACAGGGAGUCGCUUCCGGACCGCACCUGAUGGGUGUUGGAGGACCGGGACCUAUGCCAGCAGCAGCAGCAACAGGUGGUCCGGGUCCGUUGGUGGGUGACGGUGCACCACUUCUUGGUGGUGCCGGUGCACCGCCGCUCUACCGCACCAGCGAACCCCCGUCCAUCAUUGAGCGCAAUGCGCGCAUCAUUAAGUGGCUGUGCAACUGCAAGAAGAUGCAGCUGACCUAG
Messenger RNA from Anopheles marshallii, 2991 nucleotides. Its product is annotated as methylcytosine dioxygenase TET. Lineage: Eukaryota; Metazoa; Arthropoda; Insecta; Diptera; Culicidae. Bases 1 to 2991 code for a protein of 996 amino acids. The transcript has 4 exons. The record is from RefSeq and is a predicted model, not a curated record.